AUGAAGAUUACAAAGGAGAAAAGAAAUAUCAGGUUCGAGUACGAACUCGACAAAAUGAAAAAAAAAAAAAAAGAUAAUAUAUUAAUACUAAAUAUCAUUAAUAGCAAAAUAAAUUAUAUCUGUUAUAUAUUAAAAAGUGAUUAUAGGCACAUGAUUAAUGAUGUGAGCUAUGAAAAUAAGUGUUCCCUUGAAACCUGCUUCUACUAUUGCAAGGCCUACAUCACGUUCCUACUGCUCUAUUAUCCUUACCUACACAAUUAUUUGAAAUGCCUUCGAAGUAACAACCUCAGAAUAUACAAAAAUUUUUACAAGUACAUUUUAAAUUUUCCGAACAAUUUCUGUUCUCUCAUUUUUAAAUUGAAGAUUCUGGACGAACUCAAGAAAAAAGAUGCACUAAAUUCAAGCAAUGAUUAUUACCAUGGGGAGGGUCUUUACGACGGUGAAAAUAUUCCCCCUACAUUGGCAUCCACAGAUAUAACCCCUGCGCAUCUUCAAAUUACAAUGGUCAAUUUCUUCGAUGCGUUUUCGAAGGAAAGUUAUAUAAAAAAUUUAUUUUCUCGCAUUUACGUGAAGAAAUACCACAAGCGGAUUUUUAAGAUCCUGAAAAUUGUGCUUUUUUAUCAUUCCUUGCCAGUGUUUUCUUUUUCUCCAAUGUUUUUUCGAAGGUACCAUAGGGGAAAAGGAAAGGGGAGGAAAAAUAUAUUCCAAGUUUCUGCGCAUGAGGGGAAGGAGAAGAAGAAGCUUCUGUUGAGGAAGAGGAAGGAUAUCCAUAAUAGACUGCCAUUCAGGAGAAGGUACUUUAAGACGCCAUUUUUUAAACAUGUAGAGGUACCCACCAUCUACAUGGAUGACGACGAUAGCAUUACCAAAUUACUCGUUAAAAAAAAACUUGUAAAAAUUAGGAAGAAAAAAAAAAGCGAAAACAAAGGAGAGGAUGCAUUUUUGUCAGACAACAGUGGUAGUGUAAGCAGUGAAAAAAGUCUAAGUUGUUUAAGUGAUUCGGAAGAGGAAAGAGAAGUAAACGCCUUCUUGGGAAAAGAAGUGAAUGUUCCACAGGAGGAGAACGCUGGGAUGGCUGCAAUGUAUAGUAACGUUGGUGCGUGUGCGAUGGAGGGGGGAUGCGACAAAGAGACGGGUACACAUGAGGAGAGGAUUCAUUUUAUGGAGUCUACCAAAAAUGAACACCCAUCAGAUGUAUACAUAGAGGAAAAAAACAAUAACUUGGAGGCGUCUACACCAGGAAAGGGUCAUUCCUCCCAGAGACCAUGCAUGAAAGAAAACUUCCUUGAAUUUGUUCAAUACGAAAGGAGAAAAAAUAAAUCGAAAAAGGAAAUGGAAUAUACAUAUGGAAAUUACGUAUUGAAGGAUAUACAGAAGUAUCUAAAAGAGGAAAUGAAAACAGAUGCAAAGAUGGAGCGGAAGAAAAUAUAUUUACAUCAAGUGUGGAAAUACAAAGUAAAUUUUGACGAAAGGGAUGAUAAUGAAAAUACGCUCAUACAUAAAGCCUGCUUAGUUUCAAAUACAAAAAUAAUUUUCUUACUUCUACGUUUGAAUGUGAAUUUAAUGAUUUACAAUGACAAGUGUGAGUUGCCCGUGCACUGCACUUUGUACAAUUGCGACGCGUACCUUUUUCUCCUUCUGCUGCAUAAUACGGUAGAGUAUCUUUUUUUCUUUUAUCUAAGCGCCUAUCGUGGGGGAGGAAGGUCAACAAAACGAGUGUCGUCAAAGAAGACAAUACCAACGAAGUGCCCCUCAAACCCGGUCGACCCCAAAGAAGACGACACAACAUUGAAGCGCGAAUUGGAGGAGGAAAAAGAGGUACAAAGGAAGCAGACUUUACUGAAUGAGGGAAAGACGGAAGGAACAGGAGAGGAAUGCCCCACAAGAAAGGCAAAAAAAAGAGGCUCCAAAUACAUAAAGGGAGGAUUCUUUUACCACAAAAAAAUUAACAGCGUUUUUGUCACCUCUGUUGUGAAGCUGUACUUGAGCCUAAUGGUGAAAAUUAUCGAAUUAGGAAAUUUCGAAUUUUUAAAAAUUUUAUACAAUUAUAAUAAGAAUAUUUUUUGCUACAUUUUGCAUAGGAGGGAUAUGUGCUACUUCCUGUGCUCCUUUGCUUCCAUGUACAACUGUAUGAAUGUUUUUUUGAGGCAGUGCGAUGGGAUCUUGCAGUGUGAGUCAUGUGUUGGGGUGCGUAGAAAAAGGAAAAACGAUGAGACGACGCAAGGGGGAAAGUAUGCCUUCACGGUGCGGAAAAACAGACUUUCCAACGAGGCUACGCAAGUGGAAGGCGCACACAACGAUGACAGUGUGAACAAAGUGGAAGAUGCACACCAUGUGGACAGUGCGCGUACGGUGACCGACGCGAAAAGAAGAGUCAGAUGCUUCCCUGUGAAGAAGCGAAUCGACCGGCAAAACGGGGUAGAAAUAUUCUACUCAAGCCAAUGCGCCAAGCACAUCUUUGUGCCAGAGCCGAGCGACCAUCCAUACGUGAGAAAUAAAAUUAAAACGAACAUACCGGAAAAUUCUAGCAGGUUAGAUGUCCUAAUAUCAGAUAAGCAUGGCAUAUUAAAACUGAAUACAUUUGUUAACUUUAAGUUGAAGAAGGUGGAAAGGAAUGCAACGGCCAACGACAUUUUAAGGGUUCACGAUAUUUCUUACCUGAAAAUGUUACUGAGAAGGAUAAAGAGGUGCAAUUUGAAUGAAUACGAUCAUGUCAAUAUGUACGAUAAUUUUUUGGAAAACACGAAAAAGAACAAGAAGAAUUAUCUUGCCUUAUCAUUGGAUGAUUUGAAUGGGAGCGCAAGCUUUGCUAUGUCAGACCAUAUGGAUAUUUUAAAGAGCAGCGAAAUUAUCAGCUCCGUUUGCGAAGAAGAGGAAAGCGAAUUUAUGCAAAGCUCCAAUGAGGUUGGGAACGAGUGUUUCAACAUAGGCGUUCUGUCUGCGAAUAAACAAGAAGGGGAAGGGGUAGUUUCCACGGUGAAGAAGAAUACGAAGGAGGAUGAUAGAGAAGUAGAAAUACCAAAUCGAAGUGUCAGCCCAGGUAUGAAGGAAAACCCAGGAGGAAAUGUGCAAAGUAAAAAGUGGCACAGCGCAAAUAGUGGAAAGGAAAAAGUGGACAAAUUAAUUCUUCUGGACAAUGACACCUUCGUAAAUAAACACUCCUUUAACUGCGCACUGAAUGCUAGUGGAAUUGUUUUAGAAGCGGUGGACUAUAUAUAUAGGAAGAGAAAAAAAAAAAAAAAAAUUUUUUGCGUUGUUAGACCCCCAGGUCAUCAUCUUGGAACAUACGGCGCUGCUCAAUUUAAUCUAACCGAUGAAGAUAGAGCAGCUGGCAGUCAAGGAUUUUGUUUGUUGAAUAAUAUAGCGAUUGGGAUGGCGUACGCAAAGUAUAAAUACGAAAGGUUCGAACGUAUCGCUGUGAUAGAUUUUGACAUUCACCAUGGAAAUGGAACAGAACAAAUUAUCCGAAAUUUGGGAUUAAAGAAAAUUAGAGUUAAUGAAUACGUGGAUAUUUAUAGUUGGAAAGGAUGGAAGGAUAAGAAUGAUAGGAAAAACGUAUUCUUCAGUUCGAUUCACGCAUUUGAUGGGUACUUUUACCCUGGAACAGGAAACGACACAGUGGAGUUGGAACCCUACAUAAUUAAUGUAACUUUGAAAAAAAAUAUGAAUGAAGAAAAUUUUCUGGAAUUGUUUCACGACAAUAUAUUAAUUCAUUUAUAUCAUUUCCGACCAAAUCUACUAUUCCUAUCAGCUGGUUUUGAUGGGCAUAAACUGGAUUUUGUGAACAACGGCUUUGUGAAGAAAAAUACUUCCACCUACUUUCAUAUGACAAACUUGAUUUUGUGUCUUCAGAAUAAAUUGCGUUUUCCCAUUAUUAGUGUACUCGAAGGAGGGUACAACACCUCCAGUGAUAUGGCAUCCGUAUUCAGUUUCUCCGUUCUGGAGCACCUUCUCUCUUUCUACUACAACGAUGUACUGUUUACGGCUACCCCCAGAGCACGUAACUUGGCUCGGGGCGCUCGAAUGAAGAAUGAGCAUAACAGAAAUUCUGUCAGCGGAAUGAAGAGCAGCACACGGUUAAGAAGACGAGGCAUUUUGAAAUUCCCACAUAUCUGCGUGGGGAAGAAAAAAAUGGAUACCAUGUUCAAAAAAUAUUUUACUCUUUUUAAAGAAAAGACGAAAGAAACUGAAAAUUUGAAUUUGACGAAAUGUGUGAGAGAUUAUGAAAAUUAUUUGAAGCAUUUUGAUGAGAAGCAGAAUGGAGUGAAAAAGAAAGUCAACUUUUUUCUCUCUAAACAUAUGAAAUAUUUUGAUAGUUUGCUUUACCAACGGCGGGCUUUACAUUUUUGCAACUUGGGGAAUAUUUCCCUUCCAUUUGAGGCCUACUUUUACCAAGUCAUGCAUCAUUUUAAGAUUCUCCUCGAAGAAAAGGAAGUCGCCAAGAUGGGUGCGAUGGAUAUGUCAACCAAUUCGAAGGAGUUUUUCUCCGUACUCAACAACCCCUCAGACUUGCCCGAUUUGGACUCUGCCUAUGUUCAGCGGCACCCCGAGACACGGUUUGAAAUGACUAACAUGUGGGAACCCAGCUAG
Molecule: messenger RNA, 4590 nt
Organism: Plasmodium knowlesi strain H
Lineage: Eukaryota; Apicomplexa; Aconoidasida; Haemosporida; Plasmodiidae
Product: histone deacetylase, putative
Exons: 2
Coding region: 1-4590 (1529 amino acids)
Source: RefSeq, a predicted model, not a curated record